This is a messenger RNA of Nothoprocta perdicaria, 1315 nucleotides long. RefSeq names its product tumor suppressor candidate 3 (gene TUSC3). Lineage: Eukaryota; Metazoa; Chordata; Aves; Tinamiformes; Tinamidae. Bases 14 to 1045 code for a protein of 343 amino acids. The record is from RefSeq and is a predicted model, not a curated record. Gene Ontology annotation, cellular component: oligosaccharyltransferase complex. The transcript has 10 exons.
GAGGCGGGGGAAGAUGGCGCUGGGCAGUGCGGUGUUGUGCCGGUUGCUGCACCUGCCGGCCGGGGGCUGCCUCGCGCUGCGGCUGUUCCUGCUGCUCCUCCUCUGCGGACAGCUCGGGGGAGGACAGAAGAAGAAGGAGAACCUUUUGGCCGAGAAGGUGGAACAGCUGAUGGAGUGGAGCUCGAGGCGCUCAGUCGUCCGCAUGAACGGAGACAAAUUCCGAAGAUUUGUGAAGGCUCCACCUCGGAACUACUCCGUCAUAGUGAUGUUCACUGCUCUCCAGCCGCAGCGGCAGUGCUCUGUUUGCAGGCAAGCUAAUGAAGAGUACCAGGUGCUGGCCAACUCAUGGCGCUAUUCAUCUGCUUUUUCAAACAAGCUGUUUUUCACAAUUGUGGAUUAUGAUGAAGGGGCAGAUGUUUUUCAACAGCUGAAUAUGAACUCUGCUCCGACUUUCAUGCAUUUUCCUCCGAAAGGCAAACCCAAGAGAGCUGACACRUUUGACCUGCAGAGAAUCGGAUUUGCAGCUGAGCAGCUAGCUAAAUGGAUAGCUGACAGAACAGAUGUUCAUAUUAGAGUAUUCAGGCCUCCUAACUAUUCUGGUACGAUUGCACUGGCUCUUCUGGUAUCUCUUGUUGGUGGCUUGUUAUAUCUGCGAAGAAACAACUUGGAAUUCAUCUAUAACAAGACUGGCUGGGCCAUGGCAGCUCUGUGUGUUGUGUUUGCUAUGACCUCUGGUCAAAUGUGGAAUCACAUCCGUGGACCCCCUUACGCUCAUAAAAAUCCUCAGAACGGACAAGUGAGUUACAUACACGGAAGCAGUCAGGCUCAGUUUGUUGCGGAGUCACAUAUUAUUCUUCUACUAAAUGCUGCUAUCACCAUGGGAAUGGUACUCCUGAAUGAAGCUGCUACAUCCAAAGGCGAUGUUGGGAAAAGGAGAAUAAUCUGCCUGGUAGGCCUCGGUCUGGUGGUCUUUUUCUUCAGCUUCCUGUUGUCAAUAUUCCGCUCCAAAUACCAUGGCUACCCCUAUAGCUUCUUAAUUAAAUGAAAUCAAGAGGGAUUCAUUUAGAGCUGUUUCCUGAAGAUAAGCUGUUACUUAUUAUCUGAUUACCAAUGUUACAUGUAUUCAAGAAUAUUUUAUUGGUUUAUCUGUUUUUGUGAUAAGUUAUAUAGUAUGCUGACAGACACAUGAGUGCAGUUUUAUGCAAUGAAUGCUUAAUUUAUAGAAAUGUACCAUAAAGAUCCUAUUAGAAAGUGUUAAAAUUAUUCAUAGAGUAUACACAAUGGUCAAACAUUCAAAUAAAGUUCAUUAUAAUGG